Molecule: messenger RNA, 2331 nt
Organism: Procambarus clarkii (red swamp crayfish)
Lineage: Eukaryota; Metazoa; Arthropoda; Malacostraca; Decapoda; Cambaridae
Product: UBX domain-containing protein 1
Biological process (GO): negative regulation of protein ubiquitination; negative regulation of proteasomal ubiquitin-dependent protein catabolic process; negative regulation of protein K48-linked deubiquitination
Cellular component (GO): cytoplasm; nucleus
Molecular function (GO): K48-linked polyubiquitin modification-dependent protein binding
Source: RefSeq, a predicted model, not a curated record
CUAUGACGUCACGACACGGUGGACACAAACAGGCUCCCCUUGACUAAGAGUAAGACAGUCACGCCGCUUUCUUACACUACUAGUAGCCUCCUAUACUCUAUCUCUCUCUCUACCACCGUCAACCACGCCACCACAGCCAUGACAGCCCUGCAGACACUGAUGGAGAUGGGUUUCUCCGAGAACAGUGCAAAGAAGGCGUUAGCAGUGACUGGAGGAGGAGGUAUAGAACAAGCAAUGGAGUGGCUUUUAGCGCAUGCUGAUGAUCCUGGGAUUAAUGAUCCACCUGCUGAAGCAGAAGCUGGUCAUUCAGUAGGUUCUAAACCAGAUGAGAAGAUGGAAACUGAUGUACCAGAAGGGCAGGAGUCGGUUGAAGAGAAGGGAUCAGGUGAAGGGAAAGAGACGGGUGUACAGCAGGAGUCGGGUGAAGGAAAGUCGGGGGAAGGUGAAGAUGAAACAAAUGAAGGUGCAAAAUCCAUCAAAUGUGAUGAUUGUGGGAAGCUCUUCAAAUCAUCUGAAGAAGUAGAGUUCCAUGCAAUCAAGUCUGGCCAUUCCAAUUUCUCAGAAUCCACCGAGGAAAAAAAACCAUUGACAGCAGAAGAGAAACAGGAAAAGAAAAGGUUAUUAGAAGAAAAAAUUAAGCAACGAAGGAAGGAAAGAGAGCAAGAGGAGGAAAAGGAAGCAAGGGACCGUGAAAGAAAACGUAUUCAGAUGGGUCAAGAAAUUACAGAGAGAAAGCGCAUCAUGCAGGAGCAGGAGAUGAAACGCAUUGCUGAGGAUCGCAGGAGGGAGAAACUGGAAGACAAGAUUGCAAGGCAAAAAGUAAAAGACCAGAUUGAGCGCGACAGGCUGGCCAGGAAAGAAAUGUUUGCCAACAAAGGUGAAGGAGGAUCACAAGCUACUGUUGCACCUCCCAAGCCUCAGCCAACACCUGUUCCACAGCCGACCCAGAAGAAGGAAUACACUACAGCAAGACUUCAGAUUCGCCUUCCAAGUGGAACACCACUUGUGCAGGAGUUCAAGGCCAAAGAAGCUUUAUCAGCAGUUCGUCUCUGGAUUGGCCUCAAUCGCCAGGAUGGCCUUCCUGCAGAUGCCCCAUUUAAACUGUCCACAUCAUUUCCACGUAAGGUGUUUUCUGAUGAAGAUAUGGACAAGCCAUUAGAUGUUUUAGGUCACAAAGUAUUUAAAUCAACCAAAUAAACAAACUCCAAACACUAAAUUAGUAGUCUAAAUUCUUGACACAACACUGAAAUAGUCUCGUGCCGCUACCCAGUUCUUGGCUAUGUUAUGGGAAAAUAAGUCAGAGCUUGCCUAAGGUAUGAACCAUCUUCAAUGUACAGUAUUUGAUUAUCCUAAUUUUGCCCCGCACCUGCUGCUCAUAAUCAAUUUAAACUCUCUCUUCCUCUUAUAUUUACAUUGUACAUUCAUUUAAUUGACUAAACCAAUGUUAUAUAUUAAUUUCAGCCAGUUAUAAAAACCACAAGCCUCUCACUUGAGAUUUUUGCAAUCUUCAAUCCUUCCACACAUUACCAAAGUGUGGGGUAACGAGUCUCUUUCCUCUAAAAUUUCUAUGGCUCUAUCAUAGAAACAGUCAAUUUGUUACAUAGGGUCUUCUCGUUUGAAAGCCAUAUUGUCUUGUCUGUUACAUCUUUCUCUCUAGGUGUCCUACCCAUUUUGUUUUAAUUAAUUUUUCAGUGUUUUGAUGAUCAAAUUACAAUUUUAGCAUUAAGAUAAAGAAGGAAUAUGUCUUCAUAUGUAUUGAAAGUAAUUAGCAUUUUUUGCUAUUUUAGGAAAUAUACAGAAUAUCAUAAGACAUUCCAGCCCAACCAUUCAUAUCAUUCAACCAUCCAUAUCAUUCCAACCAACCAUCCAUAUCAUUCCAUUCAAGCCCUUAUCAGUAAAUUAUCAGCUCUAAAGUAGCAGCUAGUAUAAAUAUUUAAAACCUGACUAAAUAUUUUCAGGUCUGGUUCCAUCAGCAGUUAUAAUGGUAUCCAAGUAAGGCUGCUAAAUGCUUAGUUCUAAUAGUCACGUAUGAACGAUAUUAUUCUGCUGUGAUGAUUAUUUUAAAGUGUCUUUGAUGUUGCUGAUCCACUGGCAGCAAUAGGGGGUCUUUAAUGCAUGGUUGCUAAAUGUCAUGACUUUCAUACAAAAUUCCCAUUUUUUGUUGCAAUUCUCAUUCCCUCUCGAUUUUUACUGUAACAUUGCACUAAUACACUCAAAUGAAAUAAGUUGAUAGAUAAAGAAAUGUUGGAGCUUCAUAUCAUGCAUUUUGUUUUAUUAAAUUAUCAUAAUGUAUGUUGAAUAUGUAUAAGAUAAAUUUGUCUUAAAGAACAA